Messenger RNA from Tympanuchus pallidicinctus (lesser prairie-chicken), 1395 nucleotides. It is a transcript of the gene LRRC73, whose product is annotated as leucine rich repeat containing 73. The coding region runs from base 92 to 1003 and encodes 303 amino acids. Gene Ontology annotation, molecular function: protein binding. NCBI's taxonomy places the organism in Eukaryota, Metazoa, Chordata, Aves, Galliformes, Phasianidae. The record is from RefSeq and is a predicted model, not a curated record. The transcript has 6 exons.
CGUUGGCGCUCGCCCCGGCCCGCAGCGCGCAGCGCGGCUCCCUCUCGGCGCCGCGGGCUAGGCGGGCUGCGGCUCCCCGAGCGGGCGGAAGAUGCUGCCGGGGUCCAUCCAGAUCUCCGGGGAGACGCUGUCGGGCGCGGAGAUCCGGGACAUCUGCGAGAGCCUGCGGGAGAACUCGGUGCGGCUGCUGUCGCUGCGCGGCUGCCAGCUCUCGGAGCGCGACUUCGGGCACGUCUGCCGGGGGGUGGCCGAGUCCCGCUCCCUGGCGCAGCUCAACCUCAACCUGGGCAUCGUCUCCAACAUCAACCGCGUCAAGCAGCUGGCCGAGGCCCUGAAGACCAACCGCUCCGUCCAGUCCCUCUUUCUCCAUGGGAGUCCCCUGACGGAUGCAGGCUUGGCUCUCCUCAACCCUGCGCUCUCCAUCCACCCCUCGCUGGUGGCUCUGGACCUGGGAGACUGCAUGCUGGGUGAUGAAGGCAUCAACCUCAUCUGUGGACUCCUGCCACCUGACGGGGCUAAGUCUGGCCUCAAGGAGCUGACACUGAGUGCCAACCCAGGUGUCACGAGCAAAGGCUGGGGCCGCCUGGCCAUUGCUGUGGCUCACAGCUCCCAGCUCCGAGUGCUGAACUUGGACUACAACCCCCUGGGUGACCAGGUAGCCGGGAUGCUUGCUGUUGCUGUGGCCUCCAGUCGAACCCUUGAAGUUUUGGAUUUGGAGGGAACAGGACUCACCAACCAAUCAGCCCAGACCUUGCUAGACAUGGUAGAGAAUUACCCCACGGCCCUACGGACACUCAUCCUGUCAGAGAACAACAUCAGUCCUGAGCUGCAGCAGCAGAUCUCUGACCUGCUCUCAGAGGGUGAGGAAGAAGAGGAAACAGAAGCUCGUGAAGUCACAGCCAGGGAGAAGAACCCCUGGAUCUGCCAGAACAAUCCCAGCUCCCAGAUGGUCUUGAUGACGUCAGGCCUCGGUGACAGCCUCUUAGCAGAAACAGAGAUGUAGCUGGGCUACUCUGCCUGCUUCUGCCAAGGAAAGUGCUGCACGCAUGGCACGCCGGGGUGCACACACCCACCAGCUCCUUGCCUCCAGUGAGCUGCACCCGGGGUCUCCUUACGCAUUUCACGUCCUGUCGAUGCUCCCUUGACUCUCUGAGUACUGGAGCCUGGUUUGAGUGAACCUCUACACAUCCGUGUCGCCACACGCCCCGUCGGCUGCUUGUGAUUGUCUGGUUGCUGCAUGUGUUACUCACACUGCCCUGCCUCUCCCCAUGCCUGGCCGCACCCUGCAGGACGCAGGCUGUAUUUAUUCAGAUGUGUAUAAGAGAUGGUCUUUCUAUUGCUUGUUCUGCUGUCACAAUCAGAGUUUUAUAAAGGUCACAGAUGUGGCACUGCUCA